UUUGUACAUUUGAGGGUUUCCUUCUGUGUUUUUGAGAGAAUCUAGGCUGAUUUGUGUAGUAUCGAGUCUCCGUGUUUGUGCCAUAGGUAUUACCAUGGCUGAAGACAGCGACACGCUUGACUGCUGGGACGCUUACACUGACUCUGAGGAUGAUCAGCCUCCGUCUAAUGUUGAUGUGAGUUCUCUGUCUGCUAAACUCCAGGCUCAAAAGCUGAGCGAGUCUGCUGAUCGCGAUUUUGUAGAUGAUUUGUUUGGCGUACCAAGCAGGUCUGGUGGUAACGCCAUUGACCACGGUAACGACGUGUUUUCGCAGAAUCCAAUAACUGCCGUCAUUCCUACGGACCCCCUUUCACAUGUGAGUCUGAAAUGCCUAAAGGACUGUGACGAAGUAGCUAAGAAACUAUCGCAGAAGAUAGAGCAGAGCUCAGCUAAGAGUGCGAUUUGGCUGCAGUUUCUGGAUACCUUGUUCCAAUCGUGCGAGAAGAAAUUGGAGCUUAGGGAUCUGCAGACUUUGAAGAGGAAGGUUGAGUCUGCCAUCAAGUCCAAGGAAGCUAAGCAGAGCCAGGCCACCUUUUCUAAGAAGAAGCCUAAUGACGUGACUAGUGCUAAGAACUACCAGGACGAGUUAGAUAUGCUAUACGGUGAUUUGAGUGACGACGACGAUGAACCGUUGUACUAUCAAUAAUUGAACC
Messenger RNA from Babesia bovis T2Bo, 692 nucleotides. RefSeq names its product Translation initiation factor eIF3 subunit family protein. Gene Ontology annotation, cellular component: cytoplasm; eukaryotic translation initiation factor 3 complex. Bases 95 to 685 code for a protein of 196 amino acids. The transcript is spliced from 5 exons. NCBI's taxonomy places the organism in Eukaryota, Apicomplexa, Aconoidasida, Piroplasmida, Babesiidae. Gene Ontology annotation, molecular function: translation initiation factor activity. The record is from RefSeq and is a predicted model, not a curated record.